AUGGAAAUCGUGGAGUCGCCGCGCAGCUCAAUUGCCAUGACUUUCUACCCUCGCUCUCCCCUGCUCGAUACCCCGCUGACGCCGCCCGAGUUCAAGCUCUCGGAGGUGCCCGCGGGGACGCAGGACGUGCUGCGCGAGGCGGAGCAUCGGGCACGCGCGCUCGGCGGGGGCGAGACGUUGCAGGUUAUCGCGACGCAGGUGCACGCGACGCGCCGGGUGCUGACGAAGUACCGGCACAUCACGGUGGUCGUCGACACGGAGGCGAAGCGGAGGCACACUACUUCGUGGACGGACGGGGUGCAGCUGAUCAAGAGUAUCUGCGAAGAGAUCCUGCAGAAGUUGCGGGACCCCGCGAACGCGCGCGACGACGAGUGGCUUAGCAGGCGAAGGCAAAGGCUAACUCGCUAUCUGACGCAACUACUAAAAGCCACGAAGGACAUCAUCGCGGACAAGCGGCGUGAAUACGAAGUCCUCAUCAGAAUGUAUAAUGAGCGGAAGAACUUCGUCUUCGCCAACAUCCGCGCGAUGGAGGUUGACUACGACGCUCUGAGGGAGAUGCGGCACUGGUGUGGAGUGGAAGCAGCGCGGCGUUAUGUUCGGCAGGAUUAUUACUGA
Messenger RNA from Schizophyllum commune H4-8, 615 nucleotides. RefSeq lists its product as uncharacterized. NCBI's taxonomy places the organism in Eukaryota, Fungi, Basidiomycota, Agaricomycetes, Agaricales, Schizophyllaceae. Bases 1 to 615 code for a protein of 204 amino acids. The record is from RefSeq and is a predicted model, not a curated record. The transcript is spliced from 3 exons.